Messenger RNA from Cinara cedri, 13666 nucleotides. Lineage: Eukaryota; Metazoa; Arthropoda; Insecta; Hemiptera; Aphididae. The record is from the annotation of a GenBank genome assembly.
ACAAGCCGUCUGCACGCUAAUGGUCUGCUAUAGAAUUUUAUUUUUUGUUAUUGUAUUUACUUCCAAUUUAGUCUUAUAUUUUAUUUGCUGAUGUUAUGUGUUUUUAACUUUAUUCGUACUUAUAAUUGUACAAAAUAGUUUAGCGUGUUAUGUUUCCACACAACUGCGGUGUGUGAAUGCUCGUAUUGUUAGUAAAACAUCGCAGGUAAAUUAUUAUAGCAAAAUAAUUAUUAAUUACCGGCAUAAAAUGUAGAAGCCAUUUUGUGCUAACAAAUCACGAUUCACCAAUUAUAAUUUACAUUUUUUCUCGUAUGACUUCCACUUGAAUCACAAGUUUUAAGUUUUUUCAAAGAAAAAAGAGAAUAUGCUAUAUAUAUUUAUUAAAGCUCAAUAUUAGUUAAUUUUUGCAAACCACUAUUUCUUUAUCAUAAUAUUAAAACGUUCGUUUAUAAUCAACUGAAAAAAAAAUAUAUAGCUUAGAAAAAUAUAUAGCUAUGUAUAUUUUUUUUAAGUACUCCAUACUUAAAUAUCCUUCAAAUAUUUAAUUAAUUGGAACAAAAUCAACUUCUUGAAAUGUUGCUACAGUAUUUAUUGUUAUCUGUUGGCUAUUGUGAAUUGUUUAAAUUGAUGGCUACAGUAACAACAAAACUUAAAACUAUUAUGUAUUAUUAAUUAUUUCUGUUUAAAUUUAACAGAAGGUCUUCUGUAAAAGUAUAUAUAUAUAUAUAUUUUUAUUAGUUAACAAUUUGUUUAAAUUUAUUUAAAAUCAAAUUAUGGAUAACUUUUAUUAUUAUAACUUCAUAAUAUUCAAUAAAGUUAGAAUAUGUAACCUAUAUGUUUUUUUUCCAUUAUUAUAAAAACGUUUGAAUGUAUAUUUACAAUAUGUAAUUUAAAUUACAAAAAGUAAACGAUAACAAAAAAGUAUGAGAAGAAAAACACGAUUGGGCAGGUGUCCAUUGGUGACACACCUAAAACUAUACCUAAUUACUUAAACAAUAAUUAUUUUUAUUUGUAGAUAUGUAUCACGCAAGAGAAUCGUUAUUGGUGCAUAUAUAAUUAAUAUAAUAACAUUAGAAUUUAAAAUCUCUCAAAUUGUGUGAAAUUUAUAGUAUAAAUUUUCUGGAUAAUUUAAAAAAAAUACUAUAAGGAUAUUUAGAUUUUGGGCUCAACAUGUAGGCACAAUAGUUAUUUUUAAUACAGUCCAAAUAUUGAAAUUAAAAAGUAUUGAGAAUUUAAGGAAUACAAAUUAUAAAUUGUAUUUAUGUAUAAUAAUCUAUUCUCAAUCACCAAACAUUUUUACAAAGAUUACUUAAUAAUUUAAGUUAUAGGUUAGAAUAUUACAAAGUACAUAGUGCUGUAACUGGGUAUCUGUUGGUUGUGGUGCUAACCAAUUUUAAGCAGGUUAACAUAUCUAAAAGCCCUUACAAAAAUACUAUUUACUCAUUGAUAACAAUCAAUUAUUUUAAGUAUAAUUUAGUCCAUCGUUAAUAUUUAACAGUGGCCCAGGAGUACUUUGCACUCCAAGUUUUAUUCUGCUAAUGCUACCUAUAUUUUGGUUAGUCACAUUAUUGAUUAAAUAAUAUUCAAUUAAUCAAUAACUGAUGUAUAAUAUUUUAUUUUUUUUUUUUUUUCCCAGUUUACAGACUUCAGUGGUGGAUCUGUGUUAACAUUACUACACCCUUACUGUCAAUGUGUUUAAUAUUAUUUGCAAGUGAAUACAGUGGAUUCCGCUUAAUGUGGCCACCGGUUAAUCCGGACAGCUGCCUAAUAUAGGCAUAAUGGUGUGGUUCCGACUCUAAUGUAUAACAAUAUUAAUUUUGGUUAAAAUGGGAAACUGCUUAGUGUGGGCGAAUAUAACUGAUCCCAACGUGACCAUAUUAAGCGGAAUCUGCUGUAAUUUUAAAACUGAUUAAAUAAUAUUGAAUUAGUCAAUAACUCAGAUGCAAAGUAUUCAAUCUUAGCUGCAAUAUAUCUGCAUAUGAAUAAUUUGAAAAUAGAUUUAAAAAUAUAUUAUUUAAGAAAAAUUUCAAAAUCAAUUUGUUUUUAGUUAAAUCUUCAUAAUGGGUGUUGACAAGCUUUUGGAAUACCUAGAUAGUGGGAAAAUAGAAGGCAGCUGCAUCAAUGUCAAUCUUACACAAUUGGGACAUACUGUAUCACAACAGCUUGCUAAGAAAAUGGUUAUUAGAAAAAUCAAUCAAAAUUUAAAUCAAAUUCAAGUAUCAAAAGCUCAGUUUUGUUUACUAGUAGAUGCAGAAUGUUGUUUAGAUCGCUUAUACGGUGGAUAUUUUUCAGGUAACUAUUUUUAUUAUUAUUUCAUGAUUGUGAUAAAAAUAUAUACUAGCUUGUAAAUUAUAUUUUAUUUUACUUAUAGAUUGGGUUUGUGGUGGUCAAUGGAAUCGGAUGGUAUCAUUUUUGACAAAUUUUGUCAGUAGCUUACGUCAGUCAAAUGUCCAUGUUGUGGUAUUUUUUAAUGGCGCCUAUGAAGAAGACCGUUUUAAUGAAUGGAUUCAAAAACAAGAAGAAACUCGUAAUAGAGCUAAUGCUGUUAGUCAGUUAAAUUAACUUUUUUUUUAUGGUUAUUGAUGAUUAAAUGUAAUAUGAUUAGGUUCUAAGACAUAUUGCUGCCAAAGGAACACCACCUCCUAAAGUAUGGUGGAUACCUCCCGUUUGUUUACGAACAGCUGUGAAGCUUUACUUUCAUCAUUUAAAAAUCCCUGUGGUUUGUUCAGUAAAAGAUCAUCAUUUGGAAUUUAUUAGGUACUGUAGAGAACAUAAAUUUCAUGGUUUGAUGGCGGAUGAUGCUGAAUACUUGGCAUUUGAUCCACCAAGGUUUUUUUCUGCUCAUUCACUCAAACUCACUAUGCGACAGACAUUAGAAGCUAAAGAGUAUAUUGUGUCUCAAUUAAUUGAAGAUUUGAAAUUAAGCAAAGAUAAACUUUGUGCUCUUUUAUCACUUUUAGGCAAUUUUGUGUUGCCUCAAAAUGAACUCUUUGAUUAUUAUAAACGUUGCGGCAUAAAUCAAAUAAUUUCAAAGGUACUUAUAAUGUACAAAUAAUGUAAAUUGAUUUUAAUUUUAAUGAAUUAUGAACUCAUUUUAUUUAGGUAUCAGGUGAAGAAGUUGUGAAAAAAAUAGUGGAUUCACUUCAAAGUUUACCUCCUAUUAAAAAUAAUUUAGAUGAAAUAGCUACUCAUAUACUUGGACAUAAAGAUGACAAACGAGUGCCAAAGUUAAAGAAAAGUAUUCAAUAUUAUUUAGAUGGUGCUAAAGACAACGCAACUAAAUGCAAAACCAAUAGCCAAGAAAAUAAUAGAAAUAUUAAAGGCAAAAUUGAUACAUUUGAAUCGACAGCUGGAAUAUCUGAUGUUAAAAAAUUUGGAUCUGAAAAUCUUAAAUCUCAGGUAUUUUACAUUAUAUUUUAUUUCUGUAUUAAAAUAAGUUAUUAUUUUAAUUAUUAAAUAGUUAAACAAUUUAAUUUAAUAUUUUUUGUUUUAGAUGGACAAUUUAUUAUUAUUUGAUGAUAAUUCUGAGUCUGGUUCAAAUACAUAUAAUAUUAAUACUCAAACACCCCUACCAAAUCAGUUAUCUCCAAAUAAAUCUAUUGAAUUUAAUAUUCCUGAAGUUUCUAUUGAUGUAGUAAAUACAGCAUUUGAACGACACACUUCUGGUCUUAUGUCUACUUAUUUAUAUCAUAUUUUAACAAAAGUAAAGUAUAAGAUUAUAUCAUGUAUCAAUGUUUCAAUUUAUAUUAAUAUGUUUCUUGUCUUAAUUUAUUAUAGGCAGAAAUAAAACUACCUGUUCUGUUAGAAGAUGAAAUGAAUCAUGAAAUUCCAAAUAUACAUUUAUUUUACAGACAAGCUCGACAAAUGGUGUAUGGUAUUUUAUUCAAUCUUCAUCAUGCCCAUUAUUUAGCAAAAUCAAAUAGUAGUCAAAAAGGUAUAUUACUAUUUAUUCGAUAUUUUAAAUACUAAUAAAGAAUAUUGUGUAUGCAAUAUAUACAGGAUGAUUCACUUAGCAUACUCACCCUAUUUUUUUGGUUAAAUUUUGCAUUUAUUAAAUUCUCUUUUUUGGAAUUUUUAAGUGUUAGUCAAUAUUUUCGAAUGCUUAGCUUUUUCACAAUAUUUAAGUAGUAUCCUAUGGCGAUACCAAUUUUAGUUUUUCAAAUGAAAACCUUUAUUAAAAAUUCUAUAAAUAGACAGAAUAUUACUUUAUAUAAAUUUUGAUGUCAACAUUUUUGAUUUCUAUCAACCUGUUAACGAGACAUACCACUUUUAAGUUUAGGUAGGGGAUAAUAGUGGAGCACUAAUAAAACUAACAUUUAUUUAAAGUGAUACUCAGUAUAUUUAUAGAAAUUUUAAUAUAAGUUUUCAUUUGAAAAACCAGUUGGUAUCGCCACUGGAUACUAGUUAAAUAUUGUAAAAAAUUAGAAUCUGACCAAAAAACUAGGGUGAGCAUGCUUAGUGAAUCAUACAUGUAUCAUCCUGUAUAUACACUUGAAUAAAAAUUAUAUAAUUAUUUUAGUUGAAUUACCUGUCAUUCAAAUACGUGAAUGGAUUAGGGAUAAAACAAAUAUUUAUAAACAUUACCAUUUGGUAAAAGCUGAACCAUUAGGGUGGGGUGUUCCUACUGUUCACAGGCUUUGGUUUGGGUAAGUUUUAUGUGCUUAAAUUUAGGUAUAUCGGUUAUAUAUGUAUAUUUUUUUUUUCCCCCAGAACAACUCCAGAAGAUAACAUAAGGCGUUUGAGGGCAUUUUUGACUUGUAUGCGUUCUGACACUCCUCUUAUGUACAAUACGGAUUAUGUUCCUCAGCAUACACUUAUCAUUGCUUCUGUUCUUAGAUAUAUCAUAACAUUUUCAGAAGUACCUAUUCUUCAAAAAUAUGAACUGGAUGCAUUUAUUAUAACAGCUGUUGCACCUGAGUUAUCAAAAAAUGAGAAUACUCAAGAAUUACAAGUUAGUAUAAACUUCAAAGACAAUACCUGUCAAUUAUAAAAAUUAAUAAAAAUAAAUAUUGGAAUAAUAUGCUAUAAUGAAUCUAUAAUAUACAAUUCCAAUAAAAUCAUAUACAUGCCAAUAAAAUUCCAUUCUAUAUUUAUUUUAUCCAUUAACCAAGGAAAAUAAGAAAUCAUUUAAAAAAAAGAUUAGUCAACAAUAUUUAAGUUUUAACACGUUAACUGCCAUGUGUCCUUUUUUUUUUUUACAUUGUCAUAUUCCUAUAUACAAUCAACACUCCCAUGUCAGGUUUUUGAACAAAAUAAUAGUGAAUUCAAGAAGGACUGUACAAAAUAUAUUGUAAACAAAAACAACUAUGACAACUUGUGGGGUUUAUACUAAAUUCUACAUAUGGCUGCUAGAGUAAUGGAUGAGAAAAGUGCAUGACUGUUAAUAUGUUAAUAAAUCCACUUUUUUUUUUUUAUAUAAAUUAUAAAUAGUUUAUAUAGUUAUGAAUAUAUUUGCUUAUUUACACUUACGCUGUACAAAAUUGAUUCUUUAAUCAUUGAACACUCAUUAUUUAUAUUUAUCAAAGUAUUGACUCUUUCGAAAAACAAGCACCUCUAAAAGUUAUCAUUUAGUUAAAAGUUACCAUUAUCAUUAUACUACCAUUAAUUUUUAUCAUGUUUAUUUUUAGGGGUGAGUGAAAAAAUUACCAACUUUUGAUUCACCUUUAAAUGCUGUGUGUCGUGCCACCAUACAAAUGAUACUUUGUUAAUUUCCUCUUAUCCAAACUUAAAAAUGAAAUAUUUUGUGGAUGGGUUGCCAGAAAUUAAAAAUUUCAACCCCAAUAUUUAUUUAAACUAAUACCCUAUUUAUUUCUGGUCUCUACUCGGGGCCCACAAGAGAAGUAAACCGUUUCGCGUAUGUUUACUGACAACAUUAACUGUUCAGAUGUACUGUUUCCUACAUUUUAUUCCAUUUAGUUAAGUGCUACAAUAUGCAUUUUAGUCUGAACUCGGUUCACUUCUCUCAUGGUCCAGAGUAUAGAUUACUUUUAGAAAAUCAAAAGUUUGUUAUUUCACCCUAAAAAACAAUAAAAAAAUGUAACAUUAUAGAGCUGCUUGACUUAAAUUGUUUAAUUUUUAGGGAACUGUUAGCGUAAGAGGUGUACAUUUAGCAACACUUUUAAUGUGUGGUAUAGAAACGGCUAUGUUGGUAAAUGAUGCUUGUGGAGCACCUGUACCUUGGUUGAUGUCAUGUCCAUGGAUGUACUUUGAUGGAAGGUUAUUUCAGUAUCAUUUAGCUAGAGCAUCAACUGCAAAUAAACUUGAAGACUUGUGUGAAAAUCAUUUUUCAUUAACUAUUAAGGUUGAAAAAAUGAGACAAGCUAUUUUAGAGGGACUGGGUGAACGAUUUCAAUCAAUUACACCAUUCCAAGGAUCAUUUAUGGGUACUUAUUGUUUACACAUUUUUAUUUGCUAAGUAUUAAAUAUUAAUAUUUGUUUUUUAGACACAAUUUUUAAUCCAAGAGGAGUGCUUUCUCCUCAAAUAAUAAAUGCUAGCAUGGCUCAUGCUAAUAUACCACCAUAUCAACAACAAAGACUGAGUCGACUAGUUAAUCAAAACCCUAGCCGCUUUCGAGAUGUUCAACAUAACAGUCGACAAAGAGGCAUUAUGAAACAGUCAUCUGGUGGUCAACUAGAAGUUGCUGGUGCUGUUGUGGGAAUCUGGGGUGCCAAUUAUAGCAUGGCUGCAACUGGAAGUCCUUAUAUGAGUCGUAGUAAUAUGAUACCAUCUCAACAAGUAAGAUUUUAAAUACUAUUUUGAUAAUAUUAUGGAUAAAUUAAGAACUAAUUCAAUUAUAGGUUAUACCUCCUAUUGGUCCAAGUUCUUUAUUUCAACGUGAUCUCAUACCCAGACCUGUAUUUAAUACACGUAAUAAUUGUUCAAAAGCUGCUCGUGGACGUAGUCAUGUUCAAAAGAUACAUGUAAUCAUCAUUUAAAAUAAUUUACUGAAAUAUCAAUAGUUAACAUCAUGAAUUUUGUUUAACAGAAUAAUAAAAAGAAAAUUAUUAAUAAUAUUGUGAAGAAAGACAAUACUAUAAAGAAGGUUCCAUCAAAGGGCCGUGGUAUUCCAAACACGUGGUAAAUUGGUUAAUUUUAUAUUAAAAUGCUUGACAAAAUAUAAUGAAUGUGUUCUAUAUAUUGAACUAAUAUUAGGUCAAUAGUAUAGUAUUAAUAUAACUUCCUUCUUGGAAUCACCUUGACAAAGAUCACAGGUUGGCAAGUUAUUUUUAGUAGGGUAUAUUUUAUGUUAAUAUACAUAACAAACAUUAUGUUUUUAGUAAUUAUCAAUGUUCAGAAAAAUAAAACUUUUAAUUGGACAAUAUUUUAUCUUUGUUACUAAAAAAAAUGUAUAUAUUUAAUAGCUUUAGUAAUAAAUUAAAACUUUUCAUAACAAAAUAUAUGCCUUGGGAGUGGCAUAAUAAUUGAUAUUUAAUUUACCUGUUAAUCAAAUAAUCUAGUUGCAACCCUCUAAAAAAUUUAGUUUACUGAUAAAGCCAAUUUACUAUUUCACUGCAUUUUAAAUAAAACCCAACUAUAUACUAUUUUUCACAAGGGAAAAGUGUUUCACGUACGCAGCUAAGCUACAAAUCGCUGCUGGACCCCCGAUGUAGCCUGAUAGUGGUGGGAGCCCUGGGCGAGGUGUGGCGUGGGGCUGCGUAAAAAUGACUGGGUUUCGUUGAAACUCUACCGUUCUUUCGUGAAAAAUAGUAUUGUAUGAGCAUAUGAAAAAGCAAUAAAAACUGAUUUUUUAAAUUGUUCAGUACUCAGUUAUUUGUCUAUUAACAAGUUUAUCUUUGUUCUGAACAAACAAUUAUGUGUUUUUGUUAUGUAAUUGAACUUUUAUUUUUAGUGAAACUAUUUUAACAUCAGAACUGAUAGAAGAAUCCAAAAUGUCAAUUUUAAAUAAAGAAAAUGAAGACAUUAAAACAAACGGGUAUACCACAUCAUUUUUUUUUUUUUUAUAUAUAUAUAAUUUUAAAUAAAAUAUGAAAUUCUUUUACAACAAUGUAAUUUGAUUUCAGUAUUGUGGAAAGUAUUUUGCCCUUGGUAAAUGGAAAUUCCCCAUUGGAUGGAAAAUUUGACAAUGCAUCCCUGAAUAGUACGUCUUUAACCUAUAUUACCAUAGUUAUAUAACCAUAAUUUUAACCUUUUUUUAAUUAUCAAAAAUUUGUUCGAGUAAUAUUGAUUUUUGCUUAAGAAUUCACAUUUUUAAAAAUUAAAAUUAUAAUUUGUAUAAAUUGUUAAUAUUGAUUUAAUAUUCUAAAGCAGAAAAUAUUUUGUUAAACUUUGGAAAAAAAUAUAUUACAAGCAUUUUGGAUGAAGAAUUGGAGUGAGGCAUUAAAAUUAAAUUGUUUAAACAAUUAUCUCUGCUACUAAUAUCAUUUAUCAAAAUUAAAAUAUAAAAAUUUACUUUAGAAUACUUAGUUAAAAAUAAAAUUUGAUAUUUAAAAAAACAUUAAAAUUUUAUAAUAUUAAAGUAAAAUUGUUUAGAUAUCCCUUUUAGAUUCUGAGUGUAGUAUAGAAUGUAUUGGUUUUACAAAGGUAUUUAAUUUUUUUUUUUUUUUUAUGUAAACAACUUCUACUAGAGAUCUUGCUCCAAUUUUUAUGUGUAGCAUCUUUUUUUAAAUGAAAUCGGCGUGGAGAGGUAUUUUAGAGAGAUCAUUUUUCGAUUUUCUUAAGAGUUUACUCAUAAAAUGUGAAAACCGAAAAAAACUGAGGAAUACAAGAAAAUGUACGAAAUAUAUUAGUCAAAUAUUACAAAUUAUUUUUCUGUGGAUAACUUUUUUACCAAUAAUUUUCAUCCAAUUCAUAAUGAUUUCAAAUUUUCUAAAAGAAAAUUUGACUGGGAAGGUACUUAAGUGUGGUCAUUUUUUUAAAUAUUCUCAUGAAUUUUUUCAACAAAUAUGAAAAACUGAGAAAAAAACUGGACAAAUAUAUAAGUAAAUUAAUAAAGUAAAAAAAAAAAAUUGAUUAAAUAGUUAAUAUAAGUAAAUAAAUUAAUGUAUCGCAUGGAAUACUAUGUACUGUAUUGUAGGACUGGUUUUAAAUUAAAAAUUCAUUAUCGGGUAAAAUCACAAAGUCAAAAAGUUAAAUGCUACUGGAUAUGAAUAAAUAGCAAACAUAAAUAUAAUAUUAAGUGGUCGUUUUACAUAGAAAUAAUUUAUUUUAAUAGGAGACAUAGAUAUGUUAAGAAAUAUAAAUUGUUUGAUUAUUAUUAUCUAAAAUGUAUGAUAUAAGGUACUAUUUUUAAAAUCAGUUUGAAUAUUUAAAAUUGUAUUGAAAUUAUUUGUUUUUAUUUCAUUGUGUAUGUGUAAUAAUUCUUCCAAAACUGAAUAAAUAUAAAUGUUAUUUUGGUUAUUUUAUAUUUCUAAGUCUGUAUUAAUAUCAAAACUUAUAUCAUGGUUAUUUUCUAAAAUAAGUUUAGUGAAAUUUGAAUAAGAGGUAAUCUUUUUAAUUUUAUUUCAGAAAUGUGUUAUUUAUAUUUCAUUUUAAAAUGUCUGUUUGUCUUACUCAUAUAAAAUGAAUUACAGUUACAUUUAAGUUAUAUAUACCUUGUAAAUUUCAGAUAAAAGAACACCUAAAGGUCUACCCAUAACUAACCCUUCUUUUUGUAAGUAUAAUUUAUUAUUAUAUUGGAAAUAGUUUUCAUUAAUAAUAACAUUUAUUGAUUAAUUAAUUUCUUUACUUCGUUUGUAUUGAAUUUAUUACUAUGUAUAAGUUUAUUUUUUAAAACCUUAUAACUGUACUAAAUAUUUACUCUCUUAUAAAAGAAUAAUUAAACAUACUAAUACUUUUAUAAAAAAUACUUACGUUUUCAUUAAAAAAAUUAAUAAAAUUAAUAUUGAGCUAGAUUACAAUAUGAUUUCUCUUGGCGUAAAAAAUGUAUAUACAUCCUUUCUUAAACACAAAACAGUAUAUUUUUAAAAAAUAACCUAUACAUAGUAAUAAAUUCAAUUCAUAUAAAGUACAAGAAAUUAUUCAAUCAAUAAUUGUCAUUAUUAAUCAAAACUAUUUUCAAUAUAAUAAUAAAUUAUAAUCGCAAAAAGAAGGAUUUUAAGUACUUUUUUUUUAUCUGAAAUUUUCAUGCAUAAUUAUGAAACCAAUAAUAUUAUUAACAACAAAAUAUACAGUUCAUAUAUACAAGUAUAUUAUAGAUAUGUUGAUAACAAUUUCAUUUUAUUUAGAAAUUAAAAUAAACAAGCAGACAUUUAGUCAACUACUUAAAUUAAAUAAAUUAAAUUUCUUAGAUCUUACAGUUUCCAUAGUAAAAAAUAAAUUUGUUUUUAGUAUAUAUAGGAAACCUACACAAAUUAAUACUAUUAUACCACAUUAUUUAUUAAUUAUUAUUCACCCUUAUUCUCAAAAAAAUAUCAUUUUUUAAAUUCAAUAUUCUAUGAGUCUGAAUGUAUUUCAUUAAAUAAACAUAAUUAUAUUAUCAACACAAGCUCAAUAUUAUAUAUAUUACAGCCCACAGAAAUAAUUUAAAUUUAAAUAAUAUUAAAAAAAUUGAUAAACGUAUAAUAAAAUAAAAUUCACCAAAUAACAUUGUUAACUAUUGUAGUAUGAAAUAUUAAAUAAUCAAAAUAAUAUCUUAUAUCUUGCAUUUUAGAUAAUAAAUAAUAACCAAACUCAUUUUAAAUAAUAUCUCUUAUUGAAAUAAUAAUAUUUUCAUGUAAACAACCAAUUUGUGUAAUUUGUUCGCUAUGUAUUCCUUCAUUUAUUUAUUCAUAUUAUUUAUUCGCAUUUACUUUUUGACUAUGCGAUUUUACCUGAUGAUGAAUUUUUAAUACAUAUUUUUAUAAUAUUCCAGAUAAUGCACUUAUUUAUUUAUUUUUAUAUUUAAAAAUAUAUUAUUGAAAUAUUAUGUUUUUUUUUCUGUGGACAACUUUUCUACUAGAAAUUUUGCUCUGAUUUAUGAUGAUAACGCUUUUUUUAAAAGGAAAUCUUUCUAAAGAGGUACUUUAAGAAGGUAAUUUUUUUGAUUUUUCCGACAUCUUUCCCAACACAUGUGAAUAACUGUGAAACAAUACGGGAAAAAACAGGAAAAUCAGUACUACAUGGUACUACUAUCAAUUACAAGACACUCAUUAUCCCAGAAAGUAAUAACUUUUUUGAAAUGAUUUAUGACUUAUGAUUUUGAAAUGGCAACCUAUAUUAAAAAUGUAAAAAAUGUAUGUUUAAAAUUAUUUUAGUUUAGUAUCUUCUAUUUACUUAAUACCAAUGUUUACUUAAUAAUGUAAUUAAUGUAAAUUAAUACAAAAAUUUAAAAUAUCUUUGAGUUAUUUAAAGUUUAUUCCUGCUUUUAAAUCUCUGGUGCUAAUUUUAAAAUUAUUAAAUACCCUGGAAUACCGUAACAGAAUUAGGUUUAUUAUAAUAUUAUCUAAUAAGGCCUUACCUUAGUAGUGAUAAAAUAAUCUCUUUAAAUUAAUUAUUGAGGUUCAUAUUCUCUUAAAUAUUAGUAUUUUUUUUUUUUCAAGCAGAAAUCAAUUUUUACCACUAUUAUCGUAUAUUUUUAUUUGAAAGUUACUCUUAGGUAUAUUGUAUAAUAUGUAUUUUCUUUUAGCAAAUGGUGUUUCUAAUACUUUACCAGAAGAUAAACCAUCAAAAAUCAUUCAAAAACCUCCAAAAUUGGAGAUUGGAAAUUGAUUUGAUAAAGUGUAAGUUGUUGUUGUCAUAUUUUUAGUUUUUCAUAUUUUAAAAAGUAACAAUAUUACCUUUUAUUUAGAAAUUAUAAAAUACGCUGACACCUUAUAAGUAUAAAUCAAUAACUUAUAAGUAUCACCUCAAGUUUUUUUUUUUUUUGUAAAUAUUGACAAAUGAAAGAUGUGAAGACCGUCGCUAAAUAUUAGUCAUUAUUAUUAAUUUUUACAUAUUGUUUUUUUAUGUAGUUUUUAUUCUUUAUUUUUGUAAAUUUUUUGCAAACCAUUUUGUUAUCUGAAGGCGCCCGCGGAUAAAGUUAUGUUAUCCGAUUUGUGAACAUCGAAAGACUGAUAUUUAAAGUGUUGCAACAAACAUAUCAUUGUCUGGUAUUUGUUUGUGCAGCCAUGGUGAUAAUAAUUAGAUAUUAACGUUAUUAUAUUUUUAAAUCAAAUGAAAAAAUAAUAUAAAUCGUUAUCCUUUGACUGCUGUCCAAAAGUAUUAUUGUCGCGGUGAUUGUUUUUAAUCAUAUUUUUGUAAUUUGUUAAUCCAGAUAAUUUUAUAAUUUCUUAAUACUUAAUAUGAUUUUUAAUUGCAUUUACAAGCAUGUAUAUGACUGUAAAUUUACCAUUUCUUGUCAUUGUUAACAAUUUAAUAUCAGGCAAAUAAAAAUUAAAGGCCGCCAAAAUAAUAUACAUAAAUAUAUAUUUAUAUAUAUAUAUAUAUAUUAUUUUAAUAUCUUUGUGGAGGUGUAUCUCACCUUGGAGGAUUAUAAUAUAAUUAUAUUACGACUACUUUAACCCAUAUAAUGCGACUUAUACAAAUAAAAAAUUAACAAUAAAAGCAUUUUAAUUUAAUUUAAGAUGCUAUUUAUUAGCAGGUAUUAUGUGCAGUGAAACAUUCUUAACCUGCUAUCAGAUUGUUUUGUAAUUAUAAAAGAAUUUUCUUAUUUUACUUUUGAAAGUAAAAUUCUUUUAACAAGAAAUAUUUGUAUUUUUGUGUGAAACAAUUAAGAUUAAAAUUGUAUGUUUCUCUUUUGAGUACAAUUAGCCUUAUUUAAUUUUAUUUGUCUCCACACACCGAGAAAUAACUUUCGUAACAUUUUUUUUCUAUUAACACUAGAAAUUAGCAUUUUUUUCCUAGUUUAUAAUAAUUUUAAAUUAUGUUUUAAUUAACACAAAGAAAGUUAAUAUUUUAAAAUAAAUACAAAUAACAUAUGUAUUCUAUUAAUUUUUAUUUAUCUCUUCAUGUUUUAAUAUACAUUUUAUUAUACUCAUUAAUGGUUAUACUAUCAAUUUUAGUUAGUUUCUUUCAAUUAUAUUAUUAUUAAAUUAUUAAAUUCCUUAAAUAAAAAAUUAAAACUAUUGUCGGCCCUUUUCCUUUUUAAAUUAUAUUCACUUUUUCAUAUAAUCACUCCUCAAAAUAUAAUUUAACCUUUGUUGGUUAAUUAAUAUUAUACUUACAUUAGUGUUUAAUUUCAACAAAUAAUAUUUAUUAAGUAUUAGAUAUAAGAAAUAAAAAGUUGUGUAAAGUUUUAAAAAAAACAAUGCAUACAUAAUUCUUAAAUGUUUUUUUAAAAUUUUAUUCAAUCACACAUGGAAUAUAUGUUAUCAGUAUUGUGAUUUCUGAAAUACCAUAUUCAUCAUCUAACUAAAAAUAUUUCAAUGUAUAAUUAAAAUUAAUUCUAUGGAAUACAUGUUAAAUAUAGGUCUAUUGUAUUAGUAAUACAUAUUUACUAUUUAAUAAGAUGGUAUUAUAAUUAUAUUCAUUGACGUGUUGUUUCCAAUUAUUUUACUAUUCAUUUUUGUUUUAUUGUUAAUUGCUGACUUGAAGAAUUACCAUAUUAUCUAUUAUUAGAAUGAAUCAAGUAGUCCAUUGACUCCAUAGACUAGAUAACAAUUAAUCAAAAGUGUGUUGUGGUUCGCCAUAAUUAUUUUAUUUAACAAUUUAUUAUGUAAGUUAAUAAUCACUUGAUUAAGUUAAGCUCAUAAUGGGUUAAAUUAAAAACUAAAUAUACUUAAAUUUUAU